This is a messenger RNA of Chiloscyllium plagiosum (whitespotted bambooshark), 2440 nucleotides long. It is a transcript of the gene kcnf1b, whose product is annotated as potassium voltage-gated channel, subfamily F, member 1b. Lineage: Eukaryota; Metazoa; Chordata; Chondrichthyes; Orectolobiformes; Hemiscylliidae. The record is from RefSeq and is a predicted model, not a curated record. Gene Ontology annotation, molecular function: voltage-gated potassium channel activity. Gene Ontology annotation, cellular component: voltage-gated potassium channel complex; membrane. Gene Ontology annotation, biological process: action potential; potassium ion transmembrane transport; protein homooligomerization.
UUCCAACGGUGAGUUUUGAUCUAAAACGCUUUCUUCACCAUCCUUCCCUCAUUUGUGAAGCCACUUCCCCCGAUUCUAUUCUGGUGGAUUGGUGUGUGUGUUUGUGUGUGUGUAUAUACAUGUAUACAUUUCAGGAAAUACCGACAACAUCGAUGCAAGUUGGAGUUGCGUUCAGACAUUUCUCAAGGGAGCGAGAAGUGUGUUGGCUAAACUUGAUUUAAUGUGAAAUACUCAUGAGCAUGGGGACGGAAUCGAGAAGCCCGGGUACUGAUCAGUUAGACACUUGGGAAGAUCAGGAGAUGGUGGUGAAUAUUGGCGGCGUGCGGCAUGUUCUGUACGGGGAUGUUUUGAACCGAUACCCGGAGAGCAGGCUGGCGAAAUUGCUCAACUGCAGCGGCUACGAAGCGAUCUUCGCCCUUUGCGAUGACUACGAUCCCAGCAAAGGAGAGUUCUACUUCGACAGAGACCCGGACUCAUUCAAAUGUGUCAUGGACGCUUACUAUUUCGGGGAAAUCCACAUGAAGAAAGGGGUGUGCCCCAUUUGUUUCAAAAAUGAGUUGGACUUCUGGAAGAUCGAAGUGGACUUUUUGGACGAAUGUUGCAAAUGCCUCUUAGGCGAAAAAAAUGAAGAGUUGGAAGAAAUCGCAAAACAAGUGCAGCUUAUUUUGGCCGACCGGGGCAAAUCGGCUGACAGCUGUUGGGGGAAAUCUCAGAAAUUCCUCUGGAAACUGAUGGAAAAACCCGACUCGUCCUGCCUGGCCAGAGUGGUUGCAGUUCUGUCUUUUCUGUUCAUCUUAAUUUCAUCCGUGGUGAUGUGUGUUAGCACCAUCCCUGAUCUCCAAGUGACUGAUGAGGAAGGGAGUCCUGUGGAGCAUCCAGUGCUCGACUGUAUCGAGACUGCUUGUAUCGGCUGGUUCACAGCCGAGUAUGUGCUCAGGUUGAUGGCAGCCCCCAACAAGCUCAAAUUUGUCCUGUCUUUCAUGAACAUCAUCGAUGUGCUCACCAUUCUGCCUUUCUACGUGAGCCUGAUCUUGACCACAGUCGGGGCUUCCCUCAUGGAGCUGACUAAUGUGCAGCAGGCGAUCCAGGCCCUUCGGAUCAUGCGGAUAGCGCGGAUUUUUAAACUUGCGCGCCAUUCUAGCGGUCUCCAAACACUCACGUACGCACUGAAGAGAAGCUUCAAAGAACUGGGUUUACUGCUCAUGUACCUGGCAGUUGGCAUUUUCGUUUUUUCCGCUUUGGGCUUCACCAUGGAACAAAGCCACCCCGAAACCCUCUUCAAAAGUAUCCCCCAGUCCUUUUGGUGGGCGAUAAUCACCAUGACCACUGUUGGAUACGGGGAUAUUUACCCAAAGACAACACUGGGGAAACUCAACGCGGCGAUUAGUUUCCUCUGCGGCAUAAUAGCCAUCGCACUGCCGAUCCACCCUAUCAUAAACAAUUUUGUUCGCUACUACAACAAGCAAAAGGUCUUGGAAACGGCUGCAAAACACGAACUCGAACUAAUGGAGUUGAAUGCUAAGAACGGAGAGAGUGGACUUUCCGGAAAAGAACAUAUAGACAUUGUGGUCACGAAAACCAACAGCAAUAGCAACCUUUCGCUGACUAACAGUCUGCUAAAUUCUUACAACGACACUUUCAUUCCGCUUCUGCCAGAGGAAAAAUUGCAUCGAAAUAGGCUUCAAAGCUGCAAGUGAAAUAACAAUGUACUAAUAUAAAAAAAUGUGGACAUGUGCAGUCUUAUUACAUGUAUUAGAAUGCAGAACCUCGAUUGUCUUAGGCCUCGUCAAGCAUCGACACAUCAGACAUUUAUAACUAUGCAUGCUUGAUACCAAGAUCACUAUGAAUGAAUAUUAGUCAUAAUAAACUAUACUUAUGUAAUCAUUUGGCACAGGAUUAUUUAGCUUUUGAGAAAAUGAUUUUCAUCAGCAUCAAAUACAGUUGGAAAUUUUCCAUUGGAAAUUUUAAAGUUAGCCUUUAAUUCUAAUUAAGUGAAAAGAGACCUAUAAACUUGAAUUGUUGCAUAAAGUCACAAAGUAUCCUCCAGACAAAAACUCCAUGAUGAAUAUUGGGAGUGGUUAGGAUAUUUUAACGUCUUGACUCAUACUUACAGACUUUUAAAUUAUAAUACACGCUGUAGUAUGGCAAUAAAUUCCGAAUGUAUCAUGAACAUUGUGGGGCCCAACAUAAGAGAUCUGUGAUAAACGUUGAUCAUUGUCAAGUAAUAAUUGUAAAGAAUAAUUGCCAAUUGAUGUCUAUAUAUCGUUAACAAAGAAAUGAGCAUGCUUCAAGUUAUAAAAAAACUCCAAAUGUUUGAAAAUAAAAUACAAAUCGAAAAUACCGUAUAAAUUCAUUUGUAAAGAUAAAGGGCACAUUAUGGACUUUGUGUCAAUGCUGAAUCAAAAGUUCACCACAUUUUAGAAAAAAAUAAUAUAAAAUG